Molecule: messenger RNA, 1942 nt
Organism: Colletotrichum godetiae
Lineage: Eukaryota; Fungi; Ascomycota; Sordariomycetes; Glomerellales; Glomerellaceae
Product: Alpha/Beta hydrolase protein
Exons: 2
Coding region: 60-1736 (558 amino acids)
Molecular function (GO): serine hydrolase activity
Source: RefSeq, a predicted model, not a curated record
CGAAUCUUGGUCAAGUCACCCGUACUCACACAUUGAAGCCGUAGAAGAGCCAUCGCAUCAUGGGUAACACUAUCUCAUACCAAGAAACGCCAGUCGAGCUCAAACUGGGCGACCGAGGAACCAUUCGAGGGCUCCAGUUCGACGACAAGUCGCGCCGCUUCACCGGCGUCCCUUACGCCCUGCCACCAACUGGCGAGUACCGAUGGCGGAAACCUCGACCAUUGCCCGCAUCAUUCUCCUACACCGACUAUAACGGAAGCGCAUAUGACGCGACAAACUUUAAGUCCGUAUGCCCUCAGAAGGCCUUCCACGUAGUCAAGCCCGACGGCGGAGGAAAUACCUACGGCGAAGACUGCUUGUUUGUCAACAUCUGGACGCCGGUUCCAAAAAAGGGCGAGGAAAAUAAGAAAUGGCCGGUGCAGCUCUGGAUUCACGGCGGGUGGUUCCAGAUGGGCGAUCCAUCGCAGGAGCCGGGGAUGGAUGCAACAGAGCUGAUCACCACGGGUGGCCUCAAUGCAAUCGUUGUGGCUAUUGGAUACCGCCUCAACGUCUUUGGAUUUCUGGCAGGAAAUGAUCUCUUGCAGGAGAGCAACGGUGAAGCGGGAGGAAACUUUGGUCUUUGGGAUCAACGGGUGGCCGCAGAGUGGGUGCGAGACAAUAUUGCCCAUUUCGGAGGAGACCCGGGAAAUGUCACGCUUGCUGGCCGGAGCGCUGGAGCAUACAGCGCCGAGGCUCAAAUGCUCUACGACUUCCGGAAGACUGGCAGCAACUCAUCUUUAUACAAACGUAUUUUCAUGGACUCAAACGCGAUUCCAGCACAGCCAAAAUCUCUUGACGAUGUCCAAGACCAAUUCGACGAGCUUUGUGCAUACUUCAAGAUCGACGCCACCAUUUCUGGAGGGGAGAAACUCUCGAUUCUGCGGGGAAAGGGUGAGGAAGAGCUUUUAGAGGCCAUCCCCAAGUUGAAAAACCACACUUUCCGGCCCGUUACGGACGAUGUCUUCGUACACUCGGGUAUGAUUGAGUACCUCCAGGGCAAGGAAUUCGCAGAUGAGUUCAAGCGCAGAGGGUAUAGGUUGCUCAUCGGUGAGGUUUGGAACGAGGAGACUCUCUAUUCUUCGUACAAUGCACCUACAGAGGCGACGCUCGAAGCUCUGCGCUUACAAGUUUCGAACUACUACGCUCCGGACGUCACAAAUCGCGCAAUCUCACAGUACAAGCUGCCAGAAUCAGACAAGUUGCAAGACUGGCAAACAACCUUUGGUAAGAACGUCCCUAUUCAAGGCAACCAAUUUGCUCCAGUGCCAGUCACUCACUCAUAUGCCACAGGAUCAAUUGUCUCGGACGGACAGGUGCGCGCUCCGUCUAGGGCACUUGCGAAAGCGCUAGUCGACAACGGUGUCGAUAUUCGAGACGUGUGGCGGUACCAGAUCGCCUACAGACUGUCCUUCAUUGAUGAGAAGGUGGCGCCGGCAUCGUUCGGGGUGGCGCAUGCCAUGGACAGGCCAAUCUGGAACUUUUCAAUCACCCAUGGUCCGACCCCGACCGAAAGACAAUUGAUGGAAGACUGGAUUCAAAUCUUGGUCAACUUUGUGAACGAUACUGAGGCUUACGAGUACGGGACAAAGAGCGUUGAGGAGAUGAAGGUCUUGACCCCGGAGGGCACGAUUGAAGUCCGGCCCGAUGAGAGGUGGAAUGAGCUGGUGAAGUUGGGGAAUAUCUUUGCUAGCAAGUGAGCCGCUCCAGGAUCCGAAGGUACCAGUCGCUCAAUUUGAAGAUCAUUGUAAUGUCAUCUGCAGGCAUGAGAGGAUUGAAUGUUUGAGGCGCAUGCUGUCACACCAGAGAAAUGGUGGCUGGACUCGCUGGAGCCUGGAGGCCAGUGAUUUAUUUGACCCCUCAUGCUUAUGCUAGGCCAAGAAUAGCGCUCUGCGCUCAUAGUGCC